AUGAAGCCGCUAAUUCCGCUAACUGCAACUUCGUUCUUAGCAUUGACAGUAGCUGCUGCUCCAUCAUAUCACUCCACAAGGCAACCCAACACCACUACAGCACCCAAAGUGAUUCUUGAUAAUGAUUGGAGCACGAAUGGCUUCAUUCCAAUUCUGCAAGCAGUCAAAGCAGGAUGGGAUGUGCUUGGGAUAUUGAGCGACACUUCGAAUACAUGGGCACUCCAAUGUGGACUCCACGCACUGGCGACUCUGGAAGUCGGCGACCUAGGCUGCAUACCAGUAUACCGUGGUGCCGAUUACCCACUUCUCAAUACCCCAACACUGUUCCAGGCUUGGGAAGAAGUUCAUGGCGUCCUACCCUGGGAAGGCGCAUUCGCACCGGAGAACUCGACAUUUGAAGCAUUGGGCAACGAUCCAACUUCUGGCGAUCCCAAUCGAAUCUCCAAAUCGGCAUUCAAAGAGGGCUAUCCAAACAUAACAUUCGCGUCCGACAUUUCUGCCGCAGAAUUCCUCGUUCAACAAGUUCGAAAAUAUCCUGGAGAGAUUAGCAUCUAUUCUGCCGGCGCACUCACGAACAUUGCUCUCGCCGUGCGCAUCGAUCCAAACUUUGCCAAAAAUGCCAAAGAACUCAUCAUCAUGGGCGGAUACAUCGACGUGAACUUGUUACAAGCCAGCGGAACCACACUUCUUGCAGAUAUCAAUAGCGACAUCAACCUCAUGAUCGACCCCGAAGGAACCAAAAUCGCCUUGACAGCCGACUUCCCCAACAUCACCAUCACCAGCGCCGUCACGAACACAAUCCCAGUCACACAAGAAUUCCUCGACGAUCUCAUCCAAGUCGAAAACCCUUAUACGCGUCUCUAUCAUGAUUACGCAGAUACGAGUUUCUCUUUCUGGGAUGAAACUACUGCUGCGAUCAUGUUGGAUCCGUCUGUGGUGACGAAUAGUACCAAGUUUUACUUGGAUGUUGAUACAAGUUAUGCGAGUUCGAGAUAUGGGAAUAUUCACGCGUAUCAGAAAGCUCUGGCGCCGAAAGCGCAGGCUUUGAGAGAGGUGAAUUAUGUGUUUGAGAUUGAUGCGGAGAGGGUGGAAAAGGCGAUCAAGAGUGCAUUGCAGUAUCCGCCGAGUUGUAAGACGGGUUGGUGA
Cercospora beticola is the source of this 1146-nucleotide messenger RNA. RefSeq lists its product as uncharacterized. Gene Ontology annotation, molecular function: purine nucleosidase activity. The record is from RefSeq and is a predicted model, not a curated record. Lineage: Eukaryota; Fungi; Ascomycota; Dothideomycetes; Mycosphaerellales; Mycosphaerellaceae. Gene Ontology annotation, biological process: purine nucleoside catabolic process. Gene Ontology annotation, cellular component: cytosol.